CCCCUGCGCCCCGCCCCGAGCUGCCCGCCCGCCCUCGCCCUGCGCCCCGCUCGGCGCCGCCCGCCCGCGCCUUGGGCCUGCUGGGGCCCGACGCACCCCGCGAGGACGGUGGAGGCCGGGAGCCGCGUUGACUGAGCCUAGGAUUCGGGGCUUGCUCCGCCGGAACAAAGACCUGGGCGUUUUGACGUCUGGAAAACAGCCCUCUCUCAGCUCUUUGGCUUGUUCCCGUGGCCUUGGUGGCACCCUCCUGCCGUGGUCGGGCCGGGGCUUCCGGCAGCCAUGCAGACGCAGGUUCCGACUACCGAGGGCCUCGCUGGUCCCCUCUUCGGGGCCUGCACACUGCCCACCUUCAAGUUCCAGCCUCGUCGAGAGAGCAUAGACUGGAGGCGCAUCAGCGCCCUGGACGUGGAGCGUGUGGCCCGGGAGCUGGACGUGGCCACCCUGCAGGAGAACAUCUCUGGGGUCACCUUCUGCAACUUGGAUCGGGAGACGUGCAGCCGCUGCGGGCAGCCUGUGGACCCGGCGCUGCUGAAGGUGCUGCGCCUGGCACAGCUCAGCAUCGAGUACCUGCUGCACUGCCAGGAUUGCCUGAGCAGCAGCGUGGCCCAGCUGGAGGCGCGGCUGCAGGCCAGCCUGGGCCAGCAGCAGCGUGGCCAGCAGGAGCUGGGCCGCCAGGCUGAUGAGCUCAAGGGUGUGCGGGAGGAGAGCCGCCGGCGACGCAAGAUGAUCAGCGCCCUGCAGCAGCUGCUGAUGCAGACGGGUGCCCACAACUACCACACGUGCCACCUGUGUGACAAGACGUUCAUGAACGCCACCUUCCUCCGAGGCCACAUCCAGCGCAGGCACGCAGCCACGGUGGCAGACUCCACAGGGAAGCUGAAGCAGGAAGAGCCGGUGGAGAAGGUGCUAGAAGAGCUUCGAGCCAAGCUGAAGUGGACCCAGGAUGAGCUGGAAGCCCAGAGGGUGGCCGAGAGGCAGCGGCAGCUGCAGGAAGCAGAGCUUACUCGCCAAAGAGAAAUAGAAGCUAAGAAAGAAUUUGAUGAGUGGAAAGAAAAAGAACAGACUAAGUUUUAUGGGGAGAUAGAUAAGCUGAAAAAAUUAUUCUGGGAUGAAGUUAAAAGUGUUGCCAACCAGAACUCUACACUGGAAGAGAAACUUCAGGCCCUGCAGUCCCACAGUGUGACCGAGUCCAACCUGGGGUCGCUGCGGGAUGAGGAGUCCGAGGAACGACUCAGACAUGCGCAGGAGCUGCAGGCCCUGAGGGAGAAGAUGGAAACUCAGAAAACAGAGUGGAAGAAAAAAAUGAAGACCUUGCAGGAAGAGUAUGCGGCUGAGAAGAGAGAGCUGAAGGAGGGGAACAGCAGGCUGCAGGCGUCCCUGACUCAGGACCAGAGCAGGGCGGCAGCCCAAGCCCAGCGCCAGAUCAACGCCCUCCGCACUCAGCUGCAGGAGCAAGCCCGGCUCAUCGCCUCCCAGGAGGAGACGAUCCAGAGGCUGACGCGCAGGAAUGCGGAGGGGAUCCGUGGGGCACCCCAGGCUGCGGACACGGAGGAGGACUCGUCUGAGGAAGAGCCAGAGAAGUCCCAGGAGGAGCAGCGGAAGGUGCUGGCCUCUCUGAGGCGAAACCCCGCCCUGCUGAAGCAGUUCAGGCCGGUCCUGGAGGACACGUUGGAGGAGAAGCUGGAGAGCAUGGGGAUCCGGAAGGACACCCGGGGCAUCUCGCUUCAGACUCUUGGACGCCUGGAGUCCCUGCUCAGAGCCCAGCGCGGGCAGAAGGCCAGAAAGUUGGCCGAGUUUCUGACGCUGAGGGAACAGCUUGUGAAGGAAGUCACCCGCAGAGCAAAGGAGAGACAGAAGGGGGCCUUGGAGUCCCCACCCCGCAGCCAGCCGCCAGUCCAAAGCCGGCGGAGCACGCAGGUGGCCAGAGAGACGCAACUGAGGACCAGGGGCCCAAAUGUGGCAUUGACCUCCAAGCUGGCAGAGCCACUCACACCCACUCUUCAGAGUCACGGCAGCUGCGCUUCUGGCCCCAUGCAGGUGUCCACCCCCAUUCCACAUCCCAGAGCGCAUGGACCCCCCAGAGCCCCUGCUUCCCCGGGGCCUGGGCUCAGCACGCCCCCAUUCAGCUCCGAAGAGGACUCGGAGGAGGAUGCCGCACAGCGAGUGGCGCUUCAGCCCCCGAGAGCUCCCUCCAGAAUGGCGGCCCCAGCAGGGGAUGGCUCGGCCUGGUCUGACACCGAGAGCUCGGAGGAGCACACCCAGCCCCCUGGCCAGGGCUCAGGUGGACUGGCUUCCUCAGAAACGCUGGUACAGUGCAUGGUCAGAAACCUGGAGACGCAGUUAGAAACACCUGUGAAGAAGCCAGCUGGAGGGGUCAGUCUGUUCUCUACGCCGAAGGACGCUGGGCCACAGAGAGCCGCCACGCUGGGGUGGCAGCCACAGCUUUCCGAAGAUGAGAGCGACUUGGAGAUCUCGUCCCUGGAAGUUCUUCCCCAGGAUUUGGACCAGAGAGAGAAACCGAAGCCCUUAUCUCGUUCGAAGCUUCCAGAGAAAGUUGGCAGCCAUCCAUGGGGCUCUGGCCAGUCCCGGGUCUCUGGCUGGUGAUCGCUCCCCAUGCCUGGGGGCCUGACAGCCAGCCACCUUUGGUCUCCCGCCGCCAGAGCAGGC
Molecule: messenger RNA, 2667 nt
Organism: Ochotona princeps (American pika)
Lineage: Eukaryota; Metazoa; Chordata; Mammalia; Lagomorpha; Ochotonidae
Gene: DZIP1L
Product: DAZ interacting zinc finger protein 1 like
Exons: 16
Coding region: 280-2604 (774 amino acids)
Biological process (GO): cilium assembly
Cellular component (GO): cytoplasm; ciliary basal body
Source: RefSeq, a predicted model, not a curated record